AUGACCAGAUACAAUGACCUUACUUUGCGCAAGGACUGUGUCCAUCCCCAAUCCUCAGUUUACGUGAAGCAAGAUGCCUACUCCAGCUAUCCCCGGAGCACAAGGCAUCCUCUCCAAGCCACCUUCCAAAGCCGUCGCAGUUACUCCGAAGUCGGCGACACCAAAGCGUACCACCACACAAUGUCAUCCCGACUGGAGGAUGAACAGACCUCGCUCAGACACAGGCAGUACCUCCCCACCGACUACCUUAAGGUGCCGGACAGCGCAGAUGAAGGUCCGUAUGACGGACAUCUGGAGUCCGAUGAUGAGGAUUGGAUGGCCCACAGUCCACCUGGCACUUUGGACAGGGGAAUGAGGAGCACUUCCUCCUGCACAGCGCUCCCUAUCCCAGACAAUCCCACGAGCAGGAAUUCUACUGAAUAUUCCAGAUCUGAGCAUGCCCAGUCCUGGCCUUCCAUCAACCUCUGGAUGGAGACAGGAGACUCAGACAUGAGGAGCUGUCCGCUGUGUCAGUUGGCCUUCCCCAUCAAUUACCCAGAUGAUGCCCUCAUAAAACACAUCGAUACCCAUCUGGAAAACAGCAAGAUCUGACUGAUAGGCUCUGUGCUGAAUCAUAGAAGGACUGAAGCAAGCUAAGAAAAUAAAACAAAGGCUCUUGAAAGCUGAUCAGAAACUAAUGUUACCAAACAAAGAGUGAUCACAUUUUCUACUUGCCUGAUUUCUUUUGUCACAGUUGGGGUUGGGUGAGGUGGUAGAGCAAGGGAUGGAGGAAUGAAGAUUAAUGUUGAAUGAACGUAAUAUUGCUUGAAGACCAUUCCCAAUUCGAGGGAGGAAGAUGGAAAUUUUUUGAUCAGCAAGUGUUAAGCAGGCCAAUUGAUAUGUCUUCCUGUAGCAAUCAGUUUACUUCCAAAAGCUAAAUACUUGAAACAUUGUCAUUAGGAACUUAGUUGUGCUGAAAGCGAUAACUGGAGAUUACACAAUGGAAAGAGUAGGAGUGAUAUUAAAUUGUCAACCCAUUCUUCAACAGAACAAACUGAGUUAAUAUUAACACACCACAGGAUGAGCAUUCCUGUGGAGAAAAUCACGCCGGUGGUUAUCUUCCAGUUACUGGAGUAUGACUAGAAGAUAACUAUCAGUGAGUCGUGUGAGACAGAAACUGAUCCAUAGCAUGGCAUUCAGAGGAUGCAGGAUUAGUGUGGGCUUUUCACCAAUGUAAAUUUAUAGCCCAUUGAUCAUCAAAUUGCAAAUUCUAUUUAUGAUAUUACACACCUUAAAUGUAGCACAGUAGAAAAAUAAAACUAAGUUCACAUUAAUAUUGGCAAUCACAUGAUUCAAAGUCAUAUAGAAUCAUUGCACGCAUGCCUUUCAUUCACAUUUCUUAGUACUUAAACAUUUAUGCUGGCCAGUGUAUCUUCAGUGUUGUGAGUUACCUCAACCCUACUCAAUGUAGUGGAAAUUUUACACAUCCCGAGUUUACACUUAUAACACUUAUACAUGGCCGCAUACUCACAUGCAUCCACACACAAAGACACACACACACACACACACACACAUACACACACACACACGAAAUGAAACGUUCUAACAAGUCAUCACUUGCAGCAUAUUGAAUAUCCAUUGUUCCAAAGAUCCUAGUGAUUGACAGCAGGGAGAGAUAUUCUAAUACUAGGAUUUGUACUGGGCACGAUCUCAAAGAGAUCAUGAAAUUUUAUAUUCUCUGUGUAUGUGUGUAUAUAUA
Molecule: messenger RNA, 1738 nt
Organism: Pristis pectinata (smalltooth sawfish)
Lineage: Eukaryota; Metazoa; Chordata; Chondrichthyes; Rhinopristiformes; Pristidae
Product: TANK-binding kinase 1-binding protein 1-like
Exons: 3
Coding region: 1-591 (196 amino acids)
Biological process (GO): canonical NF-kappaB signal transduction
Cellular component (GO): cytoplasm
Source: RefSeq, a predicted model, not a curated record